GGCCCCUCCUUCGGCGGGCGGCGGCGGGAUGCGGGGCCUGGACCGCGGCAGGUACGUGCUGGCGGGGAAGGAGCGGCCCGGCCGGACUGAGCGGCUCCGCGCUGUGAAUUCUUGUAGAAGAUUGAUAUCUCUGCCAACAUUUGUCCACACUAGAAGAUGGGUGGAUUAAUUUCAAGAUGGAGGCAGGCAAAGCCUUCCACUGUAGAAGUAUUAGAAAAAAUUGAUAAGGAAAUACAGACAUUAGAAGAAUUUAGAGAAAAAAAUCAGAGGCUACAGAAACUAUGGGUUGGAAGGCUGCUUCUCUACUCUUCACUUCUUUACCUUAUUACCUGCUUAAUUGUAUAUUUGUGGUGUCUUCCUGAUGAAUGGACAGCAAGGUUGAUUAUGACACUUCCAUUUUUUGCAUUUCCAUUGAUAAUCUGGUUUAUAAGAACACUGCUCAUUUUUUUCUUUUCCAAAAGGACAGAAAGGAAUAAUGAUGCACUGGAAGAUUUAAAAUCUCAAAAGAAAAAAAUACUUGAGGAAGUAAUGGAGAAGGAAACAUACAAGACUGCUAAAUUAAUCCUUGAAAGGUUUAAUCCAGAAUCAAGUGCAAAGGAGGCUGAACUGCCAUCUGCUGGAACAUCUGCAACCUCAAGACCUGGACAAGAAAUUCGUCAGAGGACCACAGCUCAAAGAAAUGCUUCUACACCCCCACCUCCAAGUCCUAAACAAGGCUCUCCAAAAUCGCUGGUUCCAGCAUCUCCUAAUCUGCAGAGAGACGCAUCAGUUCUAAGCGGACCCCCAGAAAAAACUGUUGUGCCACCCUUGCAGUCAAAUGUUUUACCAAGACGCCCUGGAUCUCCUGCUACUUCAGUGUCUGGAAUGGGUCUUCACCCUCCAGGCCCUCCUUUAGCAAGACCUAUUCUUCCUCGAGAAAGAGGAGUUGUGGAUAGAGUUAUUGAAUAUUUGGUUGGCGAUGGUCCUCAGAACAGGUAUGCCCUUAUAUGUCAGCAAUGUUUUUCUCACAAUGGUAUGGCAUUGAAGGAGGAGUUUGAAUACAUAGCAUUUAGGUGUGCCUACUGCUUUUUCCUGAAUCCUGCAAGGAAAACUAGACCUCAGGCUCCACGACUUCCAGACUUCAGUUUUGAAAGAAAGCAGUCUACAGAAUUGCGAUCUGAAACUGGGCCUCCAGAACCUAAAGAAGGAAAGCCCCAGGAGACUCAACAGACAGAAGAAUCUGAAGAAGACACAGCUCAGAUCGUUGAGACAAAUGAGACAGAUGAUAAAGCACCAAGCGCUGAGCAGCUAAAUGAUAAGUUAGCUGAAGAGGCUGAAAAAGAAGAAGCAGAGAACGUUUCAACAACUGAAGACUCUAUUUCAGAGUCUGUUUCAGCUGAACAAAGUGAAGAAUCUUUAAUGAAAACAGAAUAAAGUACUUCAAGUGCCUUCUGUAGCUAGUUUUUAGCUUUGUUCAUGCCUGUUGUUGCUAUUCAGGUGAGCUUUUUUUAAUGGUACAACUUAAAAAUCUCGCUUGAGCUUAAACUGCCUCAACUGCCACAGUAUGUCAAAGCUAUGUCUAAAAAUAGUUAUUGUAAAUAAAGCAUGUGUCUUUAAAUAAGUUAACACAGAAUGUGUAGUUGGUUGAAGUCUAACAGUAGUAGCCAUUGUUCAGUUUGCAUAUUUAAAAACUUAAAAGUAUAAGCUUUGCUAAGGGUGACCUAUAAUUUGCCAUCUCUUUAGCUGUCAUGUGUAAAGAGCAAUUACUGGCAGCAACUCGCCUAGUAAGUUUGGUUUAGUGAAAUUAAGAUAGAUUUUUUUUUUUUUUUUAAUGCUUCCCUCUUAAAAUGAAUUGAGUACAUUUUAAAUACACAGAUGUUUACAAGCUAAAGUGUCACCCGACAUUUGACUUAAGCGUAUGAAAGUGUCAUUACAAUGUUGUUAAUGGUAUUCAUUGUCUAACUUUUUGUCAGAAUUCAGUUAAAUAGCACUCGGAUAAAUGGAAUCUCCUUUGGUAUUUGCAUUGCAAAUGAACCGGAGGCACGUACAUACAAAACUGUUUUGUGUUUACAUAAAAUAUAGAAAGUCUCUGCACUUGAUUGUACUUGAAUACAAAGCACUAUUUAUACCUGUACAAUAAUGACAAGAUAUUUUUGUGCCUUUGUGUAUUUUGUUAAAGAAAAUAAAGACAUCUAGCAGCAA
Molecule: messenger RNA, 2181 nt
Organism: Strigops habroptila (Kakapo)
Lineage: Eukaryota; Metazoa; Chordata; Aves; Psittaciformes; Psittacidae
Gene: LNPK
Product: lunapark, ER junction formation factor
Exons: 13
Coding region: 157-1413 (418 amino acids)
Biological process (GO): endoplasmic reticulum tubular network organization
Cellular component (GO): endoplasmic reticulum tubular network
Source: RefSeq, a predicted model, not a curated record